Andrographis paniculata is the source of this 2108-nucleotide messenger RNA. RefSeq names its product thioredoxin reductase NTRC-like. NCBI's taxonomy places the organism in Eukaryota, Viridiplantae, Streptophyta, Magnoliopsida, Lamiales, Acanthaceae. Gene Ontology annotation, cellular component: cytoplasm. Gene Ontology annotation, biological process: removal of superoxide radicals. The record is from RefSeq and is a predicted model, not a curated record. The coding region runs from base 71 to 1717 and encodes 548 amino acids. The transcript is spliced from 10 exons. Gene Ontology annotation, molecular function: thioredoxin-disulfide reductase (NADPH) activity.
GGUCCGUAAGGAAAAGAGGAUAUGAUAGUGAUGAAGAUGGAUGGAGGCAACAUUCCCUCACUGAGAACCAAUGGUGGCCAUGCCUGCUGCACCUCAAUCACUCCUCGCUCCUCUUCCUCUUCCCCUUCCCAACGCCGCCGGACCGGUCACCGGACUCCGAUUUCGCGCUCACCUCUGCUCAACCUCCAUUGCAGCUUCUUCCACAGCUCCCAUUCCUUCUCCUCGUCGCCGCAAUUUCAUCGUCUUUGCUGGCGGAUUUCGAGCAUUUGGCGUUCCAACUCGGUUGCUUCCCGCUCGAGUGUCUGGUUCCAUUUCCAAGCUUCGCGUCGCGGCGGAAGAACAGCCUAGCUCCUCCUCCUCAUCAGCCGAGGCCGUUGAGAAUGUAGUGAUUGUAGGAUCAGGUCCUGCUGGAUACACAGCAGCAACAUACGCUGCUCGAGCCAACUUGAAGCCUGUAGUGUUCGAAGGAUUCCAAAUUGGCGGUGUGCCGGGAGGACAGCUGAUGACCACAACUGAAGUCGAGAACUUUCCUGGAUUUCCAGAUGGUAUUACAGGUCCAGACUUAAUGGACAGGAUGCGACAGCAGGCUGAGCGAUGGGGAGCAGAAUUACAUCAAGAAGAUGUGGAAUUCAUCGAUGUGAAGAACAGCCCUUUUACAGUGAAAAGCAGCGAACGCCAGGUGAAAUGUAACAGCAUUAUCUAUGCAACCGGAGCCACGGCAAAGAGGCUGUAUUUACCUCGAGAAGAUGAAUUUUGGAGUCGAGGAAUAAGUGCUUGCGCAAUUUGUGAUGGAGCAUCGCCAUUGUAUAAAGGUCAAGACCUUGCUGUGAUUGGGGGAGGUGAUACAGCCACAGAGGAAGCUCUGUACCUGACUAAAUACGCGCGCCAUGUCCAUUUGCUCAUCCGAAAGGACCAAUUAAGGGCAUCGAAAGCAAUGCAAGAUAGAGUAUUUGGGAAUCCAAACAUUACGGUCCACUUCAACACUGAGGCUAAGGAUGUUGUCAGCAACACGAAAGGCCAGCUGUCCGGAGUGUUGGUUCGAAAGGUUGAUAAUGGCGAGGAGUCUGUUUUAGACGUGAAAGGCUUGUUUUAUGGAAUAGGUCAUUCGCCGAAUAGCCAGUUGCUCGAGGGCCAGGUUGAUCUUGAUUCUGCAGGCUACAUUUUGGUUCUCGAAGGCUCUGCUAAAACUUCGGUUGAGGGAGUUUUUGCUGCCGGAGAUGUACAGGAUCACGAAUGGAGGCAAGCCGUAACCGCAGCUGGAUCAGGUUGCAUUGCAGCUCUCUCAGUCGAAAGAUACCUUGCUAGCAAAAACUUACUCAUCGAAUUCCACCAGCCUGCUGUUGAAGAGGCUAAGAAAGAACUUACUGAAAGAGAUGUAGAAGAAGGUUUCGAUAUCACAAUGACAAAGCACCGGGGUCAGUAUGCUCUUCGGAAGCUAUAUCAUGAGAGUCCGAGGCUCCUAUGUGUUCUAUAUACGUCACCAACAUGCGGUCCUUGUAGAACCUUGAAACCGAUUCUUAGUAAGGUAAUAGAUGAAUACAAUCAGAAUGUUCAUUUAGUCGAGAUAGACAUUGAGGAGGAUCCUGAGAUUGCCGAGGCUGCCGGUAUUAUGGGCACGCCUUGUGUACAGUUUUUCAAGAACAAGGAACUGAUCAGUACUGUGUCCGGAGUAAAAAUGAAGAACGAGUACAGACAAUUCAUCGAGGAAAACAAAUAAGAAAGCGUCGAAAAUCCGGGCUAUCUUCUUCUCCAUUCCUUCAUCUUCUCAGGUGCCUCUUAGCAAUUCAUUUAUUAUUAUUAUUAUUAUUACAAUAUGAAUUCUGCUUCCAGAUUACUCAUAGUUUUUUGGCAUACUGGUUUUUCAAUCUUCACUUUUGGGAUUUAAUUUCUCAAUUAUUUGAUUUAUUUUGAAUUUGUCCAAUACAAUGCAUGUGCAAAGUUAUAAGUAAUUAUUGUUAGGAUUUAUUUAAUUUAGGUUGAUUUUGUUUGAUGGAUCUAUCUGUCAAAAAUAUCUUAUAAAUAUCUCCCAACAAAUGCAUAUCUGAAAAUAUCUGUGGUUGGUAAUAUAUUAGUAAUAUCAUGUUUAGGAAACUGUCUACUUAUUUAAA